CAAAAUGGUGUGUUUGUUCAUCAACCUAAGAACAGAGAAUGAUCAUGAUGGGAAAUGCUCAAGAAUGACAGCCAUGUGAUAGACCAUGAGAGCAGCAUUCCACAUAAAUGUAAUGUUCUUGAUGUCAUAGGCCAUGCAGUUAAAUGAAGUUGAUGAAAUGCAUCUGGAUGUCAUCAUGUUAUGAUGUUACGUAACGUUAUGUUAAUUCCUAGCUAACAUAGCAAAUGGAGUUUCAUUGGGGAUGGAUUAGUCAAAACGCUGAAAAUGAAUUCCCACAAAGUAAUGCGUUAAAGCAGCAACAAGACAAACAAAUGGGCAAACCGAACUCCUAUAGAAUUAAUGUAUAUAUGUAGCAAAACUAAUAAGAGCUGUCACAUGUUAUAUUUGAUGAGUUCAAACUAUAUGCAUCCGAGCAAGAAGCAAUUUUGAUACUUAAAAUGCCAAUUAUGGUAUGGAUGCAAAAUGCAGUUGUUGGAAGAUGAAGAAGAGAGUUAACCACCACCCUUCAAGGAACUACAGAAACGUCAGAGCUCGUUCUUGUGCUACCAUACCAGUAGUUAAACACGUUUUUCUACCUAAGAAAAAUCCAUCUGCUUGUUCUCACCAACUAUAUAUAGGUUCAUCAAGUUUCAUAUCUUCUUCUGCAUCUCAUCACUUCACGAGUCCCAGAUUUUUCACUUGCUGCUCUUUCAAGAAGUUGCUUCAUCCCUACAAGAGAAGAAGACAGAGAUACGGUUAUAGAAGCCAUGAAACGAUGCAAAUGUCCUGACCUCAAGAUACAACUCCCUAACCGCAACGUGGCUCUCGCUGUCCCUCUCCCACUCCCUCCUCCUUCCUCAUCCUCCUCCUCCGCCGCCAAAAGUUUAUCCGAGCUAAAGAGCCUGCACCGAAUCGGAAGUGGCACCGGAGGAACGGUCUACAAAGUGAUCCACAGUCCCACCUCGCGCCCCUUCGCUCUCAAAGUGAUCUACGGGCACCACGAGGACAACGUAAGGCACCAGAUAUGUAGAGAGAUCGAGAUCUUGCGAAGUGUUGACCACCCUAACGUCGUGAAAUGCCACGGCAUGUUCGAUCACAACGACGAGGUCCAUGUCUUGCUCGAGUUCAUGGACAAAGGGUCCCUCGAAGGAAGGCACGUGUCGCGAGAAGACGAACUCGCUGAUCUCACGCGCCAGAUUCUCAGCGGCUUGGCUUACCUUCACGGCCGUAAAAUCGUCCACCGUGACAUCAAACCGUCGAAUCUUCUCAUAAACUCGGCCAAUAACGUCAAGAUUGCUGACUUCGGAGUGAGUCGGAUCUUGGCGCAGACCAUGGAUCCUUGCAACUCCUCUGUCGGAACCGUCGCUUACAUGAGCCCGGAGAGGAUCGACUCCGAUCAGAAUGACGGACGUUACGACGGUUGCGCCGGAGAUAUAUGGAGCCUUGGUGUUAGCAUCUUGGAGUUCUACUUGGGGAGGUUCCCUUUCGCUGUGAGUAGAGAAGGUGACUGGGCGAGUUUAAUGUGUGCUAUUUGUAUGAAUCAGCCGCCGGAAGCUCCGGCGACGGCGUCUGAGGACUUUCGUCACUUCAUCUCUUGUUGCUUGCAGAGUGAUCCUCCUAAGAGAUGGUCUGCGAAACAGCUUUUGCAGCAUCCUUUCAUACUCAAAUCAACCGGUGGUCCGAAUCUCCCUUAAAUGUUGCCGCCGCAUCGUCCUCUACCUUCGUCGUCUUCUUCUCCGGCGUCCUAGUUGUUUGCUUUUCCCUCUUGUGAUAAAUAAAAGAAUGCUUUUAUGGUUGUGACAGAACCUAUUUAUGUGUUCCAAUAAAAAGGAAGAGAUAAACUAGUUAAAGCCACGACGUAGUGAAAAAAAAAGACCUAAAACUCUCUCUACGACUCAAGCGCCGCCUCAAUCUCUUCUUUCGGAUCUGAGGUCUUCUCUGGCCGGCGCUCCUCGCCGUGCUGUGAGAGGACCUCCUCGAGCUCUCCUAUCUAGUACUAGUCCCUGUGUAGUCUCUUUAGCUUUGCUUGUGGUGGUUAGUGAUGAAGUUUUUGUUCGACGGCGAUGGCGUUUUGGGGGUCGAGCGGUGGUUGGGUGCUGGUGCGUUUCUCGAUGAGGUGGGAUUCUCUGUCAAAGGCGUGUUCUCUCCGCCAGUGGAGAUUAGAGAAUCUGUCAGAUUCGAGGGGGUUUGAGUCUGGUUCGAUGGUGGUGCGUCUCGUUGGUUGGUUGAUCUUCUCUCUGGCUCCUCAUGUUCUUGUCUCCGGUUGUUUCGAUGUCGGCGUGAGGUUUGGAAAUAGGUUCUUCCCUCUGUUUGUUCUUUGGGACAAGCUGUAGAGGACUUAGUGGAAGGGUGCGGGAUGUCUAGCUGCGGAAGUGGUUUGGCGUCUUACUUGGGCUUGGGAGUACUGCCUCUGUUCAUUGGAGUCAACUCCGGUGCUUGUUGAUAUUUGACGGUCAAAGCUUUUUGCGUGCUCAACUUUGGUUUUGAGAGGAACCGAAGGAGAUAAGUGUAUCUCAGUGCUAAUGCUUCUUUGUUGGUCGAUUGCCGCCAAUUUGAUCAUGAUAGUCUUGGAUUUGGAGUGGUUUUUAUUCAGCUACCGGUUGUAUGAAUAAGACGUGGGAAGCCUUUGUAGGCUUCGCCGUGGGGUGAUGGUGCGUAUGAGGCGCGUGGAGAACCCUCUCAAGGUCCAAUGGAUAGAUUUAGUUGGGAUCGAAGGGUGUUUACAACGACGGUUAAGGAUUCUAACCUCUUUAAAUUCUGUUUAUGUGUUGGUGAUGUUCGUGUGCUUCCAGCCUAUCUCUAUGCUCUUCUCAAAUUGUGUUAAUUGUUGAUGAGCUCUCAUUAGGUAUGAUCGUCUUUGAGUGCAAGGUUGAGCACUCCUUUCCUGAAGUUCCUUUCUAUCCUGCCUCAGACAUCUUUUUUCUUCUUUGUUUAGUUUUAAGAGUUUAUGUUA
Brassica rapa (field mustard) is the source of this 2932-nucleotide messenger RNA. Its product is annotated as mitogen-activated protein kinase kinase 5-like. The record is from RefSeq and is a predicted model, not a curated record. Lineage: Eukaryota; Viridiplantae; Streptophyta; Magnoliopsida; Brassicales; Brassicaceae. Gene Ontology annotation, cellular component: cytoplasm. Gene Ontology annotation, molecular function: protein serine/threonine kinase activity; ATP binding. Gene Ontology annotation, biological process: protein phosphorylation.